Penicillium paradoxum is the source of this 2742-nucleotide messenger RNA. RefSeq lists its product as uncharacterized. NCBI's taxonomy places the organism in Eukaryota, Fungi, Ascomycota, Eurotiomycetes, Eurotiales, Aspergillaceae. The transcript has a single exon. The coding region runs from base 1 to 2742 and encodes 913 amino acids. The record is from RefSeq and is a predicted model, not a curated record.
AUGGAGGACACCCAGGCAACCGCGAAAUGGGCAAACCGUGUCCUGCGCCCCUUGACCUCUAUCUGCCGUCGGAUCGCGAAACACCAAGAAACACUCUCGGUAAUCGCUAUCGAGUUUAAGCCACAAGAAACGAAAGAGGACAGAAAGUGUUCCCCUCUGGAACUCGACCAAAAAACUCAACACAAUUGCCCAGGCUCAGAUGCGGAUCCGGAUGAGAACGAUCCAGCGUGGAUCCCUGGGAAAAGGUCCAACCGACGACGAGCCAGACACAAGUACUCGACCAAAGCAGAGGAAACCGGCGGGAAAAAGCGCAACAGACUAUCCAUACACAGCCCAGAAGCCUCGCGCACUCUACCCGGUGCUAUUGAAGUUGCGACACCGCUCAUCACCGGGAGAAGAUGGGAGAUGCCCUCGAGUGCACAGUCACAGUGCCAUGCUCAUGCGAACCCCAAAACUCAUCAAUCGCAGCCGCAAGUCUUCCGCGAUCGAUAUGCACUGCACAAGAGUCCUUGGCAAGAACUUCUCGACCAGUCUGGCGAUCCUGGUUUCGCGGACAUAGCCCACAAUCUUGAUCGCGUGUUCCAGAACUUCCUUUGCAACACUGUUGUGCCAAGGCGCGAUGUAAAUCCCUUGUCUGGAAAUAUACGGAGAGGCGCACGAUCUUUGCUGUCCAUGGUCGCGCGAAGUCUGCCUGAGUUUAUUGCGAAAGAGCAAGAGCAACAGGACGAAUUGGACGAGGAUGGGGAUGAAGAUAUGUGCGAUGCAUACUUUACAGAAUUGGAAUCAUAUUAUUCGCCUUACGGGGCAGGCUGGAAGCCACUCCGUGAGGCUGCUCGCGCACAGGGUAUCUAUUUGGUUUCUUCCCUGAUACAGAAUCGUUGGAUAACAGACGCGAUUGCCUGCGCUCUUAUUGAAAAAUGUCGUUCCUUUGCACCAGAAGAAAGUGACUCAUUACUCUCCGUAGUACUCUCUACACGCAAAACUUAUCCCUACCCACAGGCUUUGAGGCCAGCAACCGACCGUGAUAUUUCUGAUCCGAUUCGAUUAUUGCGCAAAUAUGCUCAUCAUGGCGCUGCAAGCCGAGCUUACAUCUUUGACGAACUUGCAAAUAUUCUCUUACGGGGCGUGUUGCCCCCCGAGUGGAUGGGCACUAAAUUAUGGACUAGUUGGGUGACACGAGCAACCAUAUCCUUUUCGAGGGAGGAUGACGACUAUCCCGCCGCGUCACGAUUGAUUGAAGCCGUGCUGCUUUCAGCUAGUGGUAUCUGCUCUAUAUCUACUGUUCAAGUUACUACCAAACUACCAGUCAAAAGGAAGAUUGCUCCUGCUCGUGCAACGCGGGCUGCCCCCACCACGACAUGGGAAGACUCAAGUGUACAUCGGCCUUGUCCACUGCAAGUGGAAGACGCACUCAGCAAUCAUGUUAUAAGUCUCAUGGCAGCACUCUGUGGUAUGCACAUCUCACGGUCUCGUGCCUCUGAUGAAUUUGAUCGUGCGGAUGGAACGAAGGCAGGUCAUCUUAUUCGCUAUCUCUAUAUUGCUUUGCAGCGACACAUGGACCCAAGUUCCAUUGCGCAGCGGCCUCAUACUACCCCUCAUGAAUUGUUGCGGCGUGGCUGCAUCUUGCUGGCCACCAGCCUUGUGCAGUGCAAUGAUGCACUUUUAUCUGAGAAUACUCAAUAUCUGAUGGCAUCAACAGAUGGCGUCGAUGAAUGCGCGGAUGCUAUAGCUUCUCGUCCAGACAUGAUUAAAGAGUUAGCAUUGUUUAUGCAGCAAGCGUUUCGCUGCCUCAAAGGAGGCGCAGAAGGUGAGCCGGACCGCACUACCGGAGAGAUACGUGACAUGGUUUCGCAACUUGUCCGCCUAGCCGAUACGCCAGGCUUAUCUGCCUUCCUUGGGCGAAGUGCCGCAGAGGCGGCCAUGAUAUUUGCAGAAGCUACGGCAGACCCAGACGACCACAUGUGGGCUGCCGACGUCCAAGAGACGGUCGUCACUCGACAGAGUCAGCAAGAAACGGACCAAGGAUCUUUGGAAGAAGGGCCCGAGGGGGUUAGCCAGAAGAAGGGGCUUUUCCGUUGGGAAGAUAGCAUAGGCGAGUGGGUGGCAUGUACACCAGUCUCCAAGGGAAAACCUAUCAUAGCGCAAAAGGCACAAAGACCCGCUCGAAUGCUAUCAAGCCCGGCACCCUGUGUUCCUUGUUCGACGGACAGCGCGAGCAGUUCACCUUGGUCUGAUCGUUUUCAAGAUUCUACCUCAAGUCUGACCUCAUCACCUCCCCAGAUGGCAGCCAAGCGCACCUUUGAGGACAUCGAUGCAUCAUCGAUACGGCCCAGAAAACGACAACGGCCUACCCCUGUGGUUAUAGUUGGCAGGGAUCAAAACAGCCCGCAAAGGCAUUCUCCAACACCGACUAGGUUCAACUCCACUGUGGAGCCAGUCACGCGCCGUGACAUCUUGCGAGAGCGCAGCACCAAUCUGGCCAGGCGCACGGCUGCUCCUUCCAGGCAGGCGAACAAGGUCGAAGUCGUCAUAAUCAAUAACAAAGAAACCGCUCCAUGCCAGCGUACCGUUCGGCCUGUUCUGGAGCGUGUGACGAAGCAGGCUCACCGAACAAUGGAGAGACGAAGAUCUACGCGCAUUUCCGUGUCAAGCAUGCGCCAGCGCACUGAGUCAUCGGUCCCUCGGGCAGUUAUUCCCUGUUCGCAGGAUGGCGACAGUGACGACGAGCUCAGCUUUUUCUGA